Talaromyces marneffei is the source of this 966-nucleotide messenger RNA. RefSeq lists its product as uncharacterized. Gene Ontology annotation, cellular component: kinetochore; Mis6-Sim4 complex. Bases 1 to 966 code for a protein of 321 amino acids. The transcript has 2 exons. The record is from RefSeq and is a predicted model, not a curated record. NCBI's taxonomy places the organism in Eukaryota, Fungi, Ascomycota, Eurotiomycetes, Eurotiales, Trichocomaceae.
AUGGAUACCGAGACAAUCACCAAUAUCGACAACACUCUGGAGGCAAUGGAUUCUGAGAUUGCCAAGAUCCGCGAAACGAUCAAAAACUUCCAAAACAAACGACGCCUACUAUCCGCUAGCUUGCUCUCAUCAGAUUACGUUCGUCGAGAAAUCGAAGAAACCAACAACAGAUCCGGAAGCGGCGGGGCAAGAAAAGUCGCGCGAAUGGAAGUUACAACCUUGCUGAGAGAUGCCCGCAAACACCGCGAUACGAAUUACUAUCGUCUAGCAUUUUCGACGACGCUAUUCCCAUGGAAAGACCCGAAUCCGUACAAUGAAUCGCCGAAUCUUUUGGGUUUGAGGAUUGACGUAUGCGAGCGCAAUGGCACAUUCGCGAAACCAUAUUAUGUACUCUUACAGAGGGAGAACGAAUCGCCAACACUACCACUGAGGAAACAGUCAGCAUUGUCAUUUUCGAUAUACCGACAUACUAUUCCGCCAUGCAUCCCAAUGGAGAAAUUAGCGCAUCGAUAUCUCCCACAGUUCAGACCCUCUAGGAGGCAAGGCGCGGCCGAAGAUGAAAUAGAGGCAUUGAAGACCAAGACGAAGACGAGGAAACAAGAUCUAAAUGCGUUUGUGCGACAUUUGCGGAAAGAGUUAGCUGCGUGGUAUGCGCGACGCGAUUCCAUUUCGUGGCUUGAGGAACAAUUGGACCUUACGGAUGUGACUGAUGAGCACGGAACAAGGGGACAGAAGACAAACCCGGCGCAACUUGUGUCACUUGCUGCUACAUCUCUCGAAUCUCGAUAUGUGAGGAUAGAGUGGUCGGAUGGCAGAGUUGGCCGAUUCAAAAUCUCCAAUUCAGGGCUUGUGGAGCGUGCUGUCGUCAUCGGAGAAAAAGGUCGAGAUAAACGAACAGAAUUGAUUUUAAUGGGAGGUGAUAGAGGAGUUGAGUCGCUGGUUGAUCGAUUAUCGAGUGCCCAAUGA